Carlito syrichta (Philippine tarsier) is the source of this 2116-nucleotide messenger RNA. It is a transcript of the gene SHKBP1, whose product is annotated as SH3KBP1 binding protein 1. Bases 253 to 1935 code for a protein of 560 amino acids. Lineage: Eukaryota; Metazoa; Chordata; Mammalia; Primates; Tarsiidae. The transcript has 15 exons. Gene Ontology annotation, molecular function: protein binding. The record is from RefSeq and is a predicted model, not a curated record.
CCGCAGAUCUUCAUCGACAGGGACCCCACCGUCUUCGCCCCCAUCCUCAACUUUCUGCGAACCAAAGAGUUGGACCCCAGGGGUGUCCAUGGUUCCAGCCUCCUCCACGAAGCCCAGUUCUAUGGGCUCACUCCUCUGGUUCGUCGCCUGCAGCUGCGGGAGGAGUUGGACCGAUCUUCCUGCGGAAACGUCCUCUUCAAUGGUUACCUGCCCCCACCGGUGUGCCCAGUGAAGCGGUGGAACCGGCACAGCAUGGCGGGACCCCAGCAAGUCGGGGGGCGCCCAGCCCCUGUUCAAAGGAGCAACACAAUGCCUCCCAACCUGGGCAGUGCAGGGCUGCUGGGCCGAAUGCUGGAUGAGAAGGCCCCUCCCGUCCCUUCGGGGCCAUCGGAGGAGCCAGGGAUGGUGCGCCUGGUGUGUGGACACCACAAUUGGAUCGCCGUGGCCUAUACCCAGUUUCUUGUCUGCUAUAGGCUGAAGAAAGCCUCUGGCUGGCAGCUGGUGUUUUCCAGCCCCCGCCUGGACUGGCCCAUUGAGCGACUGGCACUCACAGCCCGGGUGCCUGGUGGGGCUUUGGGUGAGCAUGACAAGAUGGUAGCUGCAGCCACAGGCAGUGAGAUCCUGCUGUGGGCUCUGCAGGAGGAAGGAGGCGACUCUGAGAUCGGAGUAUUCCAUCUGGGGGUACCUGUGGAGGCCUUGUUCUUCGUUGGGAACCAGCUCAUUGCCACUAGCCACACGGGACGGAUCGGGGUGUGGAAUGCUGUCACCAAGCACUGGCAGGUCCAGGAAGUGCAGCCCAUCACCAGUUACGACGCAGCCGGCUCCUUCCUCCUCCUGGGUUGCAACAACGGCUCCAUCUAUUACGUGGAUGUGCAGAAGUUUCCCCUGCGCAUGAAGGACAAUGACCUCCUCGUCAGCGAGCUCUACCGAGACCCGGCAGAAGAUGGGGUCACCGCUCUCAGUGUCUACCUCACCCCCAAGACCAGUGACAGUGGGAACUGGAUCGAGAUUGCCUAUGGCACCAGCUCGGGGGGUGUACGGGUCAUCGUGCAGCACCCUGAGACGGUAGGCUCGGGGCCUCGGCUCUUCCAGACCUUCACUGUGCACCGCAGCCCCGUCACCAAGAUCAUGCUGUCGGAGAAGCAUCUCAUCUCAGUCUGUGCCGACAACAACCACGUGAGGACAUGGUCUGUGACUCGCUUCCGAGGCAUGAUUUCCACCCAGCCUGGCUCCACCCCGCUCGCCUCCUUCAAGAUCCUGGCGCUGGAGUCGGCUGACGGCCAUGGCGGCUGCAGUGCUGGCAACGACAUCGGUCCCUACGGCGAGCGGGAUGACCAGCAAGUGUUCAUCCAGAAGGUGGUGCCCAGUGCCAGCCAGCUCUUUGUGCGUCUCUCAUCUACUGGCCGGCGGGUGUGCUCCGUGCGCUCGGUGGAUGGCUCCCCCACGACGGCCUUCACGGUGCUGGAAUGUGAGGGCUCCCGGUGGCUCGGCUCUCGGCCCCGGCGCUACCUGCUCACCGGCCAGGCCAACGGCAGCCUAGCCAUGUGGGACCUGACCACUGCCAUGGACGGCCUCGGCCAGGCCCCUGCAGGUGGCCUGACAGAGGAAGAGCUGAUGGAACAGCUGGAGCAGUGUGAGCUGGCCCCACCGGCCCCCUGGAGGGGCUCUCUCCCCAGCCCCUCCCCCCGCACCUCUCUCACCAGUCUCCAUUCAGCCUCCAGCAACGCCUCCCUGUCUGGCUGCCAUGGGAGCCCUAGCCCGCCGCAGGCUGAGGCCCGGCGCAGUGGAGGAGGCAGCUUCGUGGAACGCUGCCAGGAACUGGUGCGGAGUGGGCCGGAGCCCCGACGGCCACCAACACCAGCCCCUCGGCCCUCCACGGGUCCCGGUGCUCCCCUCACACCUCCCAAGAUGAAGCUCAAUGAAACUUCCUUUUGAACACAGCUGCCAUGGUGCCUUAGAAUACCUUGGUCCUGGAGGACUCAGGUGUCCCCGUUUCCUGUUGGAGUCCUGGGUUCAGGGCCAGGGCCUCCUUAGUGUGGUCACUGUUACUAGGUUCCCACCUUCCCUUUUUUCUGGAAGCCAAAGUAACCCUCCCCAAUAAAGUCCUCACUGCCAA